This is a messenger RNA of Caenorhabditis elegans, 524 nucleotides long. RefSeq lists its product as uncharacterized. NCBI's taxonomy places the organism in Eukaryota, Metazoa, Nematoda, Chromadorea, Rhabditida, Rhabditidae. The transcript is spliced from 2 exons. The record is from RefSeq and is marked reviewed. Bases 3 to 461 code for a protein of 152 amino acids.
AAAUGACCAAAUUCAUAAUUGGAUCUACAUUAGUUGUACUGAUUUAUACAAUUGUAUCGAUUUCACAGGUUGAAUCAGGAGUUUUGCCAGUAUCAACAACAGAAAUAUCUAUAAUUUCAUCUGAAACAUCAAUUAUCGGAUCUUCUCGUGUUAAAAGAAAUGGAGGAUGUUGUGGAUGUUGUGGAUGUGGAGGAGGUGGUGGUGGAUGUGGAUGUUGCUGUUGCAGACCAAGAUGCUGCUGCUGUUGUAGACCCAAAUGUUGUUGUACUUGUUGUAGAACUUGUUGCUGUACUAGAUGUUGUACCUGCUGUAGACCAUGCUGUUGUGGAUGUGGUUGCGGAUGCGGAUGCUGUGGAUGUGGAGGUGGAGGUCGUAAACGUCGUUCCCUUCAAAAACUUCAAAUUGAUGAAGCUAAUCGUGCUCUUGGAAUCAAAAGAAGACCAUCCAAUGGCAAAUGUUAAUCCAUUAAUCUAUUUGUUUAAUUUAUUCUAAUUCUCGAUCGGGAAUAAAUAAUUUGGAAAUUA